UAAGAAUUUGAGCAGACAUUACCAAUUAAGAAAAAAAAAAAAAAAACUUUUACUUAGAAACUUCAACUUGGAAAAACGAAGAACCAAAGAAGUAGAGUUGGAGUUGGAAUAUGCAGCCAUAAACUUUUGACCAUUCAGAGAGAGAUGUGCUCAUCACGACCAACAUGCAAAAGGUAUACAACUAUAUAAACUACUUUCUCUUGCUUUUAAUUAAUCUCUUGGAUUUUUGUAUUUUUCUGUUUUAAGAAUUUUUUUAGUUUCCCAAUUGGAUUUGGCUGCAGGCCUUCAGCCUACAGUAAACCCCGCUUAGAUCGGAUCUUUCUUCCAUUUUUCCCACCAAAUAAAACCAACCAAAACCAAAAAACAGGAAUCAUAUAAAAAAAGAAGCAAAAGAAAAAAAAGAAAAAAAAAAGGAGGAAGCUUACCAAUUUCCCAGGUUCUUCUCACCAGGGGUAAAAAAAAAUCCCAGAAAUUAGAUAAAGGGAACCUUCAUGUUUGGCUCAUUUUCAUGGCAUGAGCCAUCACUGAUUGUGUUUGAAGGUGAUUUAUCUUUGUUGGGUUGGUUUUAAUGGGAAAUGUAACAUCAAAUGUGGCUGCAAAGUUUGCAUUUUUCCCUCCAGACCCACCAACAUAUGAUGUUUACAAAGAUGAAGAUGAUGGGAAGCUUAUCUUCAGCGGAUUAACGGCUGAUAAAAAUGUGGAUGUUCAUUUGUUGGAUACAAAAUGUGGGAAUAAGAUUGUAGCCACCUUUUGGAAGCAUCCCUUUGGAAGGUUUACCAUUUUGUACUCCCAUGGGAAUGCUGCUGAUUUGGGCCAAAUGCAAGAGCUUUUCAUCGAGCUCAGAGCGCACCUUCGUGUUAAUAUUAUGAGCUACGAUUAUUCAGGAUAUGGAGCUUCCACUGGUAAGCCAUCUGAGUUAAAUACAUACUCUGACAUAGAGGCUGUAUUCAACUGUUUGAGGAAUGAAUAUGAAAUAAAGCAGGAGGAUAUUAUUUUAUAUGGCCAAUCUGUUGGAAGUGGUCCGACGCUGCAUUUGGCUGCUAAUCACCAUAGGCUGAGAGCUAUUGUUCUUCAUAGUGCUAUCCUUUCUGGGAUUCGAGUAUUGUAUAAUGUGAAGAUGACAUUUUGGUUUGACAUUUUCAAGAAUAUUGACAAGAUAAGGAAUGUCCGGUGCCCAGUUCUAGUUAUACAUGUAAGGACAAUCUCUUAUUUUACACCAGACAUGCUUUUACUGCAUUCAUUUUGUUCUUUUGCUUGGAGUCGCAUUAUGUCAUCUAGCGAACUUUUGCUUAUAAAUUGAGUUGCUAAAAGGCAUUGAGUAUGUAUGCUUAACCAUUUUGCUUAUUUCUGAAACUAGGGUUCCAUCAUCUUGAUUCUUUUGAUCUCUAUUACUAAAUUUUUAUUGUGCAAUCCUUCAUUUCAGAUGCUGUUAUUUUUGUAUUGGUUAUGAGCUACUAGAUAAGUAGGUAAACUAUCGUGUACCAUGUCCCUGGCUUUAGCGCGCAACUAUAUAGCUAUUACGUGAUUGAACUUUUCAAUCUUUCGGUAGAUAAAAGGUGUAGCAAUAUUGAACCAAUGAAGGUAUACUUUUACUAGUAAUUUCUCUUGUCUAACUGCUGAUACAAAAGGUCUAUGAGCUUAGGAUCUCUAGUCGCAGUUGAUUAAUUAUUUUUUGUCAAUCGUUAAACUCUAGUUACUGUGUUUUUCUUGUUCAAUGUACCUUGUUAACACAAUAGGUGAAACAUAAUAGCAGUCUAAUAUGCUUAUUUGCGUUGUUUUAGAUACAAAGGUAGAUUUUCUACCUCAUGUAUGCUGCUUUUAAAAAUGGUCUGGUUAUUCUUCUUCCAAUAGUCAGUUGUUAUGAGCAGCCCAGAAGCUAAAUUAGAAAUUCUGGGUGCUUGAUUGACUGUUGGUGAAUCACAUUUUUAUCCUCAUAUUUUGCUUGUGUGUUUUGGAUGUCUAACCUGAUUGUUUGAUGUAUCACGGUGCCAUUUGGUCAUUAGAAUCUCACUAUCUAAUUUGAGCAGUUUUUAGCAUACAUCAAAUUUCUGGUUAUGUGCAAAACCCAGUUUCAAUUACCUCACUUGGGUUGUCUGAAAUAUUAGUUUUGUUUUUUUUUUUUUUCCUUGAGAAUGCUGAAAUAUUAGUUAAGUGAAUGAAACAGACAUAAAUACAGUCAGUUUUCACCGGCUUGAAAGAUUCUCCUUUCACAUUCUUCUUCAGUUCUAUUGCCAAUUGCUUAGUCUUGCAUUUGAGGCUCUUUCAGCUGAGGGAUGUGAGAUAUGCAAACUGGAGAUUUUACUUUAGCUUCUCCUUUUUUGCUUCUCGAAGUGGAUGACUGCUUGGCUGCUAGCCAGAGCUUUACGGCAUCUUUCCCAAGCACUCUUUGAAUAAUAAAUUUACCAAAGUUGGUGAUCUUGUUAAAGAGAGGGCGUUUGCUAAAAUAUGUGGCAAUGACGGUUGAACUAGGGUACUUAUUUUGCUGAUGGAUUCAAUGUAUAUGCACGUAGAGUAUCCUUAAGAGUAGAGGGAGGAUGCCAUUUUACAAAUUAGGAAAUUACAAAAUAACAAAUGCAGCUAACCUGCGUAAUUGCUAUCAUUUUCAUCUGGAUCACGGCCAUGGAGCUGUGAUCUAAAGCUUUUAAGCUAUGUGACUGAGAGCUGAUUGGGUUCUACAGUAGCAAUGUUUAUCAUUCUAACUUGCAUAAUCCAGAAGUUGUCUUGUUAUAGGCCUUCUAACCUCAGUUUUAGUAGUCAGCCGCUGACUAGGAAAUCAAUCAAUAUCACCCUUAGGAAACUGGUUAUCCGUCAAUUAGCUGUUCUUAUUCCACCUUUUGAUUGUGCAUAAUUCUGCUGAAUCUGGGCAAGUAAAAGGGAGAAUGAUCGCAAAUUUUCUUGUUCUUUCUGUGAUGAAGGCUGAAAACCAACAAACAGGUUCUUAAUUGCCUUUAAAGAAAGAAGUUUACUUGCUGCUUUUAGUAUAAUGCCAUAGACAAUGAGCUUAAGAUAAUUCUAGGGCCUUGGAUUACCAUCUUGGUUUGUGUAUAUGUUGUUCUGGAUUGAGAUUAGUUAAAAAGUACUAUUAGUUAUAGUGGAAAUGUUAAAAAUUGUAUGGAAGGAAGUGCAUUGUAAACAUUAAAAUAUAAAGCUUAAAGUGAGAAGGUUUUCUCAUGAUUUGUGUUCAACUGAAAAUGGAAGAUAAGUUUUGGGUUUUAUCUGCGUCGAUGGCAUCUCACCUAGAAUAUUGAGUUUAAUAUUUUCUAUUCAAGUGUCUAUUCACACUGGUGCAUAAAAAGAUAGGUAGAAGUGCUGACAUCCAAUCUUUCCUUCUCAUUUCCUAUUUUUUGGGGGAGAAUACUCGUGUCCUUUUUUUUAAUAAGAAGAAUUAAUUUGUAGAUAACAACCGUAUUUAUCAAUUCAUCAAAUUACUCCCAAGGAUGCAAAAUGCCACUGCUUGAUUUCGGAGUUGUCCAUUUUCCCGGACUGAGAAAAUAAUUACUACUAUCUUUCCCUUAUGGUACUGUUAGAAGGAAGAGUGGUGUCAUUACAAAUACCAAACAUCAUUAUCAGUAUUUUUUUGUGAAUAUGGGCUUUUGGGAACAUUUUAAAUCUAAUUUUGAUAGAAAUUGGUUCCUUAUCAAAUGUAUGAUUCACUGGGUUUUCACCAGUGAAUGUGGCUUCCCCAACCCCCCCACCCCAAUUAAAGGAGUGCUUAUCUUGCAAUAGCUGGCCGAUAUUUCUUCAUGUAUGCUUCUAUGGACAUUGGAGGCCAGUUGGUAUCACCCACUCUGUUUUACCUGGCAUGCACCCUGCAUAUCCUUAAGUGGUUUCUAAAGUGUCAGUUGGAACUUUCUGAUAGGAUCAUUAAAUGUCAUUGAUAGCAUCGACUCUCGUAUAAACUUUUCUCUAACAGAUAUAAGCAGAAUGUUUUUCUGGAUAUGAAGAUAUAAUUCUCUGACAAUUUGAGUUGAAUCAUGUGCAAAAGUCGGAGUAUUGUUGAUGUGUAUGAUGCUCUUUUGCUUGACAAUUUAAAUUUAUUAGCAUGUUUCUAAGAUUUCCCUCUCAUGAAAUCAACUAGAGUCGAGAAUUUUCUUGCACUGAAUCAUUACUUGCCAGUGUCUGACCUCUAUCAACUUAAAUUUGUUAAUCGGCUUCAAUUAUCAGUCCAUUCUCUUUUCCUAGGCCCUGCAACCAUACUUGACUUUUCGGUUUAAGCUUCUUUAAAUCCUUUUCUCUUUGGCUUUCUCUAACUGCUUCUUUAGCAUGAAUCUGUAGUUGUUAAAUUUCUGUUUUUUUUUUUUUUUGACAGCAUCUAUAAUUUCUUGUGGUCGAUCAUUCACAGGGUACAAAUGACGAUAUUGUUGACUUGUCUCAUGGAAAAAGAUUGUGGGAACUUUCAGCAGAAAAAUACGAUCCACUGUGGGUCCAAGGCGGAGGUCACUGCAACCUUGAAACUUUCCCAGAAUACAUUAAGCAUCUUCGUAAAUUUGUGAAUGCAAUGGAAAAACACUCAUUUUCCAAAAGAAGCAAGAGUAACCUUGGUUCAAAUCAAAGUAUAGCAGACGAAAAACAUAAUAGAUGCUUGCGGUUUGCUAGAAGAUAGGUGAUCUAUUCUUACCACAUUCCCUGCCUGAUACCCUGGUAGGGCCAUAUGCUUGUACUUAAUUAAAUAGCAAUUUAGUCGGGGGCGCUUAUUUAACGCAUGCUACGUCAGAUGCUAGCUGCUUUGCAUAUAGAUUGAUGCAUCUGGAUGUAGCUUGCUAAAUUAUUUGUGGUUGAGUUGGUUGAUUGACAAUGUUUCUAAUCUUCAGAGUUGGAGUUGCUCUGAUCUGAUGUACAUUAUAAAUCUCUAGGUUAGAUACGAACUAUUUUGUGACAUGGAAUGGAAACGAAAUUGCUGUCAUCUUUUGUGUUCCAAGUGUUCAGGCCUCAGAAUUCAGAUUGUUUCACUUCUGUUUCCUAGUGUUGUAUAGGAUUUGAAAGAUUAGAAAUCCUUACAAUGUUGAUUUUCUCAUGUACAAUGCAAUUAUGCUCCUUGCACCCUUACAGCUUUGCGUUUGUGGGAAGCGUGAGAAAUGAGAUUUCACUCUUGCUGUUGCCUCGUCCAACCCAAUUUUAAACGCAUAAAAACUUAAAGUAGGUUUCUAAUCUUAUAGUUGAAAGGCCAUAUAGCUGGUUUUCCACGAAAUUUAUUGCAGUAUGGCCGCAAACAUUGCUGUCCCGGCGGAGCUAGGGUGGACGGAAGAGUGCGGUCGCACCUGCUCAUAUUUUUGUAAUUAAUAGA
Messenger RNA from Oldenlandia corymbosa var. corymbosa, 5284 nucleotides. Lineage: Eukaryota; Viridiplantae; Streptophyta; Magnoliopsida; Gentianales; Rubiaceae. The record is from the annotation of a GenBank genome assembly.